This is a messenger RNA of Iphiclides podalirius (scarce swallowtail), 2514 nucleotides long. The record is from the annotation of a GenBank genome assembly. Lineage: Eukaryota; Metazoa; Arthropoda; Insecta; Lepidoptera; Papilionidae.
AUGUCAUCUCAAAUCGAAACAAUAGUGAAUGCAUACAAAACUCUCACAAAGAUACCAUCUAUAGUGGAAGGCCACCUGAAAAAUGAUGGAAGUAAAAUCUCCUGCAAAUGGUCAGUACGAAACUUGGAUAAAGGGAAGCCAACAAAAUAUGUCCAUGAUUACGUAUUAGACAAGGAAUUGAAUGUUAUCUAUCAAAGUGACUUUGGUGUAGAUGUGAGCAAUGAACUGCUGUCAGCAGUUUCACCAAAAGGAAUGUUCAAGGCAUUGAUACGAGAGGAGAAGGAAGGCAAAGAGUCCAAGAAACAGUACUUAGAAGUGUGGUGUCAACACAAAUUAGACCAUUGUAUUGACCUAACUUCACUUGAUGUUCAUGGCGAUGUUUAUGCUGACUCGGAGUUUGGUACCCUGGAUUGGACGCAGGACGAGAGUGCUGUAGUUUAUGUUGCAGAGAAGAAACUGAAGAAGUCUGAACCGUACAUCAAGAGGAAGUCCGAGGACAAGCCUAAAGCCGACGGCAGUGGGGAGUCUGCACCAAGAAAAGGAGAAGAGUUUCUCUACAGGCAAGACUGGGGCGAGCAGCUGGUUGGCAAACAUCUAUCAGUAGUGGUUGUAUGUAAACUUGCCACAGAGAGCAUCACUGUAUUGGAGGGGCUGCCGGAGUCAUGGUGCCCUGGGCAGGUUCGUUUUGCGAAUGAUGGCCUGAGUGUUUAUGGUGUCGCAUGGGAGACUGAACCGAGACGUCUGGGAUUGAUAUUCUGUACUAAUCGGCCAUCCUACAUUUUUAACCUCACUUUGGACGGAAUACUGACUAAAAUCUCAGCAGAGGGCAUGUCUGUCCGAUCGCCACGCUUGAGUCCUACUGGAGAUCUUUUCUGGCUGCAGAGGGAAGCGGGUGGACCCCAUCAUGCCUGUCACGCUUUGAUGGUCAAGAGGAAUGGUGCUGCGGAGGUGUCGACGCUGGUCGGCGUGGUCCAGACCGAGGUGGCGACCUCUGGCGGGGAGAGCUUCCACGGCCUGUACUGCCAGGGUCUGCCGCUCGACUGCUUCUCGAGCGACGGUAGACUGGUGCUCAGCACGCCCCAGCAGAACGAGGUGCGGGCGUAUGCCGUCGACCCUGCAGACGGAGGGAUCUUGAAUAUCUCGAACAAAUCGUUCACCGGUUCUACUACGAUCCUCGACGUCAAGUCGGACGUGGUACUCGCCGCUUGCUCCAAUAUGACGACCCCCGCUCAGCUGUUCGUGUGCAAGCUGCCUUCGCGGGGCCACGAAGGGGGCGUAUCCUGGAAGCGGGUGGGCGGAGCCUGCGAGGCCCCGCCCACAGUGGCGUCGGCGAGCGUCAGCUACAUGCAUCUGAGCCACGACACCGACGAGCCAGUCAGGUCCUUCACGGCGAUCUAUUUCGAACCGAAGACCGAGCGCGAGGGCGCCAAGCUGCCGCUGAUCGUGUGGCCCCACGGCGGCCCCCAUUCGGGCUUCGUCAACUCCUACUCGCUGGAGGCGGCGCUCUUCGCGAUGCUAGGUUUCGCGAGCGUGCAGGUGAACUACCGCGGCUCGGCGGGGGCGGGCGAGGCGUCAGUGCGCUUUCUGCCGUCGCGGGUGGGGAGUGGGACGUUGGACGGUUUGAGUGACAUCAGCGGUUUCGCGAGCGUGCAGGUGAACUACCGCGGCUCGGCGGGGGCGGGCGAGGCGUCAGUGCGCUUCCUGCCGUCGCGGGUGGGGGACGCGGACGUGCGGGACUGCGCCCUGGCGGCCGCGGAGGCGCCGAGGGGGCGGAGCGCCGACCGCGCGCGCGUCUGUCUGUUCGGGGGCUCGCACGGCGGCUUCCUAGUGGCCCACCUCAGCGCCCAGCACCCGGACGACUACAAGGCGGUCGUCAGCCGCAAUCCGGUGGUCGACGUGGCCUCCAUGUUCGGCAGCACCGACAUCGCGGACUGGUACGAGUGCUUUGCGGCGGUGCGCGUCAACUUCCGCGGCUCCACGGGCCAAGGGGACGCGCCGCUGCGCUCGCUCAUUUCCCGCGCGGGCGACUAUGACGUCAGCGAUUGCCGUCUCGCUCUGACCGCCCUGCGGGAGCGGGACGCGCGAUCGGACGGCGCGCUGCUAUACGGCGGCAGCUACGGCGGCUUCGUCGCGGCCCAUCUGGCCGAGGGAAGUCCCGACGCGUUCAAAGCGAUGGUGUUGAGGAAUCCGCUGAUCGACCUGGCAACUAAAGGCCACUAUGCAGACAACUCGGACGGGGAUCGAACCUACGACCCGCGGCGCGUACUCAUCGCUAAGAAGCUGCGUGAGCUGAGGCGUCAUAAUCAGGAACUAUCGGCGAUGCGGGCGGGCGGCGUAUCGAUCGCCACCACCUGUUCGCCACCGUGGGGCCGCACCUGCCCUCACAACACGACGCGACGCCGUAACGCGCGCACGCCAGCGCCACCACGCCACACGACCCACGCCCCCACGCCACCACGCCACCUACCCGCCACGCAGCUGCGCCACCACUCCGCGCAACCGCCGCGGGGGUGC